AUGGCAUCGCCCUCCACUCCACCAUCUACCGAUCCCACUCUGGACCACUCCAUCCAACACCAUGUCUAUUCUGGCUUACCUCAUCCCCAGUCCAUCGCCGAUACACGCCUCAAGACCCUUCGUCGCCUACUUGAAGGCUACAGCUCCCUCUCGGCACCUACACUCCUUCAGCCCCUCAGUCCCAAUUUCACUCACGAGGUUCUUCCCCAAUCCCUGGGCAUGCCAGUGAGGGGCAAGGAGGACUUUGCACAUCAUGCUGCCAUGGUUUUCUCCGCGUUUCAGAGCUUUGAAAUGAAGCCGACAGAGCUGUGGGAAGAUUCGGACAGAGGGGGAGUGAUUUUGAGGUGCGCAAUGGAAGGGAUCUUGAAGACCAAGGAGAAGCCUGAUGGCGAGAAGAAGGAGAGCAAGGCAAAGGACGGAGAAGCGGAGGUGCAGGCCAAGAAAGACAUCACUCCCCAUAUGGACACGGAAGACGUGUACAACCCUGAUGGAGACCUAAAAGAGCCGUCGUCUCAAGAAGAUGAAGACCCAAGCACCGACAAAAUUCACUGGAACAACGAAUGCCUCCUCAUCAUCUCCUUUACCCCCUGCGGCUCGCAGAUCUCCAAAAUCCAAGAAUUCGUCGACUCCGCCAAAGCAGUCGAGAUGAAGAAGAAGCAUGCCCCCAAGGGUUUCGACGAGGCCUCAGCGCCUCCACCACCCACUUACAAACCCGCCACAUACCUCGACCUCGACACCCUCAAACUCAAAGACGGAGGAUGUCCCGGUGACUGUCACUGA
This is a messenger RNA of Neurospora crassa OR74A, 780 nucleotides long. RefSeq lists its product as hypothetical. The coding region runs from base 1 to 780 and encodes 259 amino acids. The record is from RefSeq and is a predicted model, not a curated record. Lineage: Eukaryota; Fungi; Ascomycota; Sordariomycetes; Sordariales; Sordariaceae. The transcript is spliced from 3 exons.